CGAAUCCAGCAGCGUUUCGUCAAAAUGGCGGCGCCCGUGAGUAAAAGCGGCGGAGUGCUCGUGCAAUACGUGGUAGUUAGAAGCGAUCUGCUCACGGAACUCUCCUGGCCCUUCGGUGCUGUAAUAGCGCAGGCGUGUCAUGCUUGCACCGCGGCCCUGCACCUCUUUGGAAACGACCCGAACACCAUCGCUUAUACGGAAAACCUGGACGGCAUGCACAAGGUGGUACUGGCGGCCCCGACCGACUCCAAGCUGCUCGCUCUAUCUCAAGCGCUGCAGGCAGCCAGCAUAGAUCACAAACUGUGGACCGAGCAGCCAGAGAACAUCCCCACCUGUCUCGCGACCAAACCGUAUGCCAAAGCCGAUGUUCAGAGUUUUUUCAAGGACUUUAAGCUGUUCAAGUAGCGACAAGUGUCCUGUUACGUCGCAACGGUGCUGACUAACACCCACCAGCCGGCCUGUGAUAUGUCGAGCCUGAAAUAUUUUUCAAUACAGGGGCAGUCUGCUGUGUGUACAACA
This is a messenger RNA of Dermacentor andersoni, 519 nucleotides long. NCBI's taxonomy places the organism in Eukaryota, Metazoa, Arthropoda, Arachnida, Ixodida, Ixodidae. The record is from RefSeq and is a predicted model, not a curated record.